Messenger RNA from Penaeus vannamei (Pacific white shrimp), 505 nucleotides. Lineage: Eukaryota; Metazoa; Arthropoda; Malacostraca; Decapoda; Penaeidae. The record is from RefSeq and is a predicted model, not a curated record.
GUACAUCUUGGUUAAUUCUUAUUGUCAGAUCGGAGGUAUGGCUAACGCAAGGGUCAUGAGGGCCUUCUUGGUCCUCCUGCUGACAGCGCUGACGAAAGCGGAGCUGACGCAGCUGGUCAUUGGCGAGGAAAUCAUCGUUUCCUAUAAUGGACAUGAGAUCUUCCACCACACGCGGAGAGCCCAGUCAUCACCUUUGGCGUGGGGACAGCCAACUACACAGAGGACCACGGUAUGUUCGACAUCCAGGAGGAAAUUCUCGAGGUCGUCCCCAUGGAUCGAAUCGUCAUGGCUUCGAACAGGACGGGAAGUGUUCGAAUCACGCUGGGUUCCUAUGCUGAUCCCGAGGUCGAGUGGACGUCAAAAGGGAGAUGGGAUAAAAGAACAGAAUGCUGAUAAACGGGAUCUAGAGGAUAAUAGCGGUGGAGGGGGGGGGUGGCAGUAUGGGGGUAAGAGGAGCAAUAUAGCCCGAGUUCUCGGUCAUGAAGUGCAGGAGCACGAACUGUGA